ACCUUUAUCAGUGGACUACACCCCUGAAGUGUUGCCGACGUUUUCCUGUGGCGAUAUGUCGUAAUGUGAUAACAUAAUUUAUAUAUUUAUUCACCUUGGGGUACAAGUGAUUUUAAUUAAAUCAGGUGGACUGAAGGCCGGAUUAAUUGGAAGAAACUAGCGAGACAUCGUAUUCUCACCAUUCAAUGCGAAAUAUAUAAAACGAAUUAUUAGUGGAUCUCACAAGUUUAUCUAUGUUUUGUAUCUUAAAUUAUUUUCAGAAAAGGUGUAAUAAACGCGGAAGCCUUUACUAAAAACGAAACAUCCCGAUAACUUCACUCCUACUGCUAUAUGAUAUCAUAUAUUAUAUAAUUAUGAAAUCCUAUGUAGCCGUGGUCGUUUACUCGGUCAAUUCAAAAAAUUCUGUGUUCCAGAAGAUGCGGGUUAGAUCUUUGGAAAUGGGUAUAGAAAAGGUUGAUGCCUUCGAUAAACUAAUGCUAUUUGAUUCGCUCCGAACCAGUCCGAAUUCCUGAAAGGUUUUGUAUGCCACUAGUUUUCUGCUCUAGAUAAUGUACGAAGAUAAAUGCUCUUGUAGUGUAGAUCCAUCUUUAUCAUGGUCUGUUGAAGGUUCUUCUUAUAAGGAAAGAUGGAUUCCUGUAACUCCACACGCAGCCAGUGGUUUCCUUGUUUCGGACCGUAAUUCAUCAAUGAGUUCUACAUUGUCUGUUGAUUUAGAAUUAGAAACUGUUUCUGGUUCCGAAAAAUCUUGUGUUUCAUUCACUUUACGUCCAGAUUACCACGAUGACCAGGGUCUACUUUGUCUUCCAGUUUCUUCAGUUAGCGGAAUUUUGGAUGAAAUUUACCUGUACUAUCUGUUUAUAUUUGGCUACAAACCACUUCAUACAGACCACAGAACACCUCUCUACUUGUGCCUCCCUCCAGUCAAUUCAUCCCUGCAUCAAAAUGCAAUCUCCCAACCAAUCAUAGUCGGUCAUGCUGGUGCUGGUGUAAAACGUGCACAUCAUGGUAAAGGGCUUGAAUGGCCUGAGAACACAAUAUGCGCCUUUCGACGUGCUGAGCAACUUGGAGUAACAAUGGUGGAAUGUGAUGCAAAUAUCACAAAAGAUUCUGAAGUCGUUUUACACCACAACUUCACACUAGGAGUAUGUGAGCAACCGAGAAAAUCUGAAAACGAUCCACCAACUUUCAUUUUAGAACAUAAAACUGAUGGUGUAGUAAAUGAAAAUAGCACAGAUCUGAUUGUGAACUACCAAUUAUCUGGAAUUCGCAACUUGUUGAGAAAGGUCAAUGGAACGAUCGGUAAUGCAAACAUUAUCCAAAGUCAGUAUCCUAGUCCCUUAACAAUGAGUGAUCCUAUUCCAAAUAUUCAUGGUAAAGAGGCUGAACCAAUACCGUUAUUAAAAGACGCAUUCUACCAAACUUCCACAAACCUAAGCUUUAACGUAGAGCUAAAAUAUCCCAUAGAAACGCCAUAUAAUUUAAUUGCUGAAGCAUUAAUUAAACAUAAACCUGUCGAACCUUCUUUACCAACACCGUCCUCAUAUUUCUAUAAGAUCAACAAAUUCUGUGAUACAAUAUUAGAUACAAUAUGGUUACAUGCUGGACCCAGAUACGUUAUACUAUCUUCAUUUAACCCUGACGUAUGCUUAACUUUAAGGUUAAAGCAAUCUUUUUUUCCAGUCUUGUUUAUUUCCCGUGGUGGUUGUCCAAAUGAUAGUAGUCACAAGUCAGAUCCACGACACCACAACAUAUUCUCUGCAAUAAGUUGGGCACAUAUAAUGAACUUAAAUGGGAUUGUUACAGUGGGAUAUCAUUUCGGUUCGACAAAUGAUGUGGAUGAAAGGCAGCUCAAAUAUCUUGAAGCGGAUUUGGAGAGUAAACAGCUAUCCUGUUUUGUGUAUGGUGAUGGUGUGUCUGAAAUCCGUUUUUAUAGAAAAGCAUCACAACUUAACUUGACUGGAGUAAUCGUUGAUCGGUUAGAUGAAUUUAUGCAUAUGUACCAUGAACAAUGCAAAACAAGUACGCAAUUAUAGUCUCCAAACCUUUAAUUAAUUUCAUGAAUUUUAAACAUAUAUUUAAUUGAUAGACAGUAAAUUUGUACAAUUAACUUUUUCUGUAAAAAAUGUUUACUGGCAUAAAGACAAUUUAGUUAAAGAUCACAUGUAUAUUU
Schistosoma guineensis is the source of this 2170-nucleotide messenger RNA. NCBI's taxonomy places the organism in Eukaryota, Metazoa, Platyhelminthes, Trematoda, Strigeidida, Schistosomatidae. The record is from the annotation of a GenBank genome assembly.